Molecule: messenger RNA, 2690 nt
Organism: Ceratitis capitata (Mediterranean fruit fly)
Lineage: Eukaryota; Metazoa; Arthropoda; Insecta; Diptera; Tephritidae
Gene: Zasp66
Product: PDZ and LIM domain protein 3
Exons: 6
Coding region: 57-1151 (364 amino acids)
Biological process (GO): muscle structure development; actin cytoskeleton organization
Cellular component (GO): stress fiber; filamentous actin; adherens junction
Molecular function (GO): muscle alpha-actinin binding; actin binding
Source: RefSeq, a predicted model, not a curated record
UCGCUUUUGAAUGAAGGUGAGACGACUAGUCAGUUUCUUGACCAGUCGUUAGUGAAAUGAGCACAACAUAUCAACGUCCUGCAUUUUGGCGCGUGCCGGACUACGUACAUGAUGAGGAGAUAUUUCAACGUUACGCCGGUGGUCGCAGGAAAAGUUCACUCAUCUCCAGUUCCAGACGUCGUAGUAGUGUCAAAAAGCAUGUACAUUUUAUAGAUGAUCCACCGAAUGUGAAUAAUUAUACACCGUUACCGUUAUCGCCUCCGAUUCCGGUGCCCAAGAAGGUACAAAUGGGCAGUCCUGCUUAUGGAGAAGUGCUACGCGGCGACAUCAUCGCCAAGAUACGUGACUAUGAUGCUCGUGAUGUUACCCACGCCGAUGCCGAAACACUCUUCCGCAGAGCGGGCAAUGAAAUCAAAAUCGUUGUACAUCGUGACAGUAAAAUAGCAUACACACAAGGACUUGGCAGCGAUCCAUCUAGAGCUGGCUUAGGUCCAUCACCAGUAAAUAGCAAUAGCCCAGAUCUGACUAAUGCCAAUGUGCCACACAGAGGUCCUUCACCAUUUUUGCCUGGACCCGGUCAUUAUGAGCGAGCUUUGCAACUGCCCGUUGAUUCAUUGCCGCAAACAGUAUUUCCGAAACUGAACGCUUCGGGCGGUUAUGUGGCACCGCCGGCACAACGUGAGAGUGGUUGUUUUAGCCCCAUGCCAACACGUGAUCAUCAACAAGAUGUUGCCGAGGAACAAGCGGCCAUUGUGAAUCAACCCUACCGAACAACUCCAUUGGUGCUUCCCGGUGCCAAAGUAAAGAAGGAUGCUCCAACCACAGAAUCAUAUUUGAGGUAUCACCCAAAUCCAGCUGUGCGCGCUCAUCCCGGCCACGAUUUCCAUGACAGUGUGAUGAAGCAACGCGUUGCUGAUACCAUGUUGCACAAGGUUGUCGGUCAUGAUGCCGAUACUGGCAGGGUAUUCCAUAAACAAUUUAACUCUCCAAUUGGCCUGUACUCAGACAGCAACAUUGAGAAUACCAUCAGACAAACAGUUCCAAUUUUCAUCGAUCUAUCUUUCCUGGAACAUAAACGAAAAAUACUGGAGCAACAAAAACUUAGAGAACUGAAAGAGCAGCAAGAACAGCGGACACGUCAUUUGCAAUAAAAACAACUAACGAAAAAUUCAAGAAUUUUGAACCAAAACGGAAAUAAAAUCGGAUGAAAUCAAACAGACACCAAAAUAUAAUACAAAAAUGAGAAGAGUAUAUAAUUUGGACAUUAAAUUUACAACGAUGCAAAUUUAAAUCACUGUGUGACCUAAAGAAAGGAAAAUAGAAUUUUUUUCAACUUAAAACUUUGUGCGUACAAACUAAAAGCUGAAGUUUUCCUAGAAACUGAGAGUUUUUUUUACUAAUAACAUAAAAAAAUAUUUAUAUAUAUAAAGUUAAUUGCCAUGAUUGAUUAAUUGGUUUUAUUUUUUUUUUACAAUGCUCUUUAAAUUGGCAUGUGGUAUUCAAGUAAGUUUUACAAAAUGUGAGGUUAUAAACAAAACAAAAAAAAAUUGAAUUGGUUCAAAGAAUUGUAUAGAAACUUUUAUUUUUUUUGUUCAAUUGGCCUGUGAUAUAUUUUAGGGUAAUAAUAAAUUAACGAAAUAUUUAUUGGAAACAUUCAAAAGAAAUCUAAAACUAUCAACACUAAAACUCAUGUUUUUACUCGUAUCAUGCUAAAACAUACAUAUAAUAAGUAUUUUAAGAGUCUAAAUUGGAAUUUUCAAAAUUAAAUGAAUGCAUUAUUUACCUUCAAAAUUAUAAUUAUCAUUCACUGGUGCACAACUCAUCAAUUUUAAUGCGUAUCUCUCAUGUUCGAUUCACUAUCGGGUGCUUUUCCAUUGGUUUACUGCCUUGCAGAGCAGAGAGCAAAGCUUAAGCACUUAUUCAUGCUACAAGACUUAUAACGACAUACAUGUAUACAUGUGUAUGUAUUAAUACAUACAUACUUGAAUUUUUUUAAAACAAUUUUAAGCACAAUUUUAAAAUGAAUACAUAGAAACUGUGUUAACCCAAGGGUAAUGCUAUUGUAGUUUUGUUUGACUAACGGUUUUUUGCAUAGAAUUGCUUGAAAUGUAUAAUAAUAGUUUAGUACUUAGGAGUUGCUGCUGCAUAUGUAAAUACAUACAUAUAUACAUAUAUCGAUGACAUUACAUAAUCUAUCAUUAAAACAUAUACAUAUAUAUACGCACACAUAUAUAUAUAUAUAUAUAUAUAAAGUUGCAUCUUUCGUUAAAAUAUAUACAUAUAUAUUUACUUAAGUACAUUGCUCAAGCAAACAUACUUACCUACAUACAUACAUACAUACAUAUGUAUACAUCCACAUUAACUAAACUCAUUACUGAAAGAAAAUAUUAAUGAAAACAUAAUUAUUAAAAUGUUUGCAAAAUUUUAAUGACUUAUUAAUUCUAACGUUUUGUGCACAUCCUGUUUUUUCUUUCUCUCUCUCACACACAAACACAUACACAAAUUCUCUACGCAACUGCAAUGUCAAAAAAAAAAUUAAAUAAAUAAAUAAAUGUACAUACAUAUAUGUAUGUGAAAUCUAUAUCGUAUAUGCAAAAUUAAAAUUCCUACUUAAUUCGCAAUGAUUGAAACUGAACUUAAACUAACAUUGGAAACAACAAAAAUUUUUAUGCAAAACAAAAAAAAAAAAA